AUGCCAUUACUAGUAACAAAGAGAAAUCAUGGAAACAUACUAUAUUCCAUAUUCCGGGAAAAAUUAUGGUCCAGAUUCGUAAAUGUUAAGGCAGCUCUUCAAUUAGCCCAACAGAAUAAGGCUAUUAAUCAGGUUUUGGUUAAUCCAGUAAUCCACAUAGAUGAAGGAAUUAAAAAUGAUUUGAUUUUUCUAAAAUCUGCUAUAGAACCGUACCAUAAAAUGCUGUCCGCAAGGACAGAUAAGACUGAACCAAUAGAGAAAAUAUUUGAAGAUUUUCCUUGUCUAAAAAAACAUUAUAGAGCAGAGCUAUUUGAAUCAGACUUUAAUAUCACCUACCCAGAACAAAUAGAUAUUAUUUAUAAUGAGUGGCCAAAAGUUUCAGAAGCUAUUCUAAAAGAAGCUGAUGACAGAAAAAUAAGUUGUCCAGUUGAAACAACCCUUGGUAAGUAG
Messenger RNA from Psylliodes chrysocephalus, 450 nucleotides. The record is from the annotation of a GenBank genome assembly. NCBI's taxonomy places the organism in Eukaryota, Metazoa, Arthropoda, Insecta, Coleoptera, Chrysomelidae.